AUGGCUCUAGAUGAUAAGAUGGUAGAGAUUCUAGUAGGAGUGAGUAUGAAGAUUAAAGCAUUACCUUUGAGUCCCCACAACCACGGGGACCGAUGGAUUUGGGGAGGUGAUAAGAAGGGCGGGUUCACUGUGAAGUUUGCGUAUCAUAUUGCUCAGAAUAGAAUCCUGGAGGAUGAUUUUUCUACUCCUAACCCUAGUGCCACUCUCUGGAAGCAUCUAUGGCAAGCUCCGGUACAGGGGAAUGUGAAGGUGUGUGUACGGAAGGCAGCUGCCAAUAUUCUUCCUACACGAAGUCGGCUUAGCGAAAGAGGUAUUGAUAUUGAUACCCAAUGCCCAUUUUGUGAUGAAGAAGUGGAAUCUCCUAUCCAUGCUCUUCGAGAUUGUCCUCAUGCAGUAAGCAUUCUUCAAGUGGCUAAUAUUCCCACUCUUACUAAUGCAUCCUGUGUGGCGAAUUGGUUGAUUGCUAUUUACACACUUGCUCCUGCAGCCUUUUCUCCUUUGUUAAUGUUGAUUUGGGCUACUUGGAGAAAUAGGAAUUCCAGGAUUUGGGAAGAAGAUUGUAAAUCAGCUCAUGAACUGGUGCCUUUGACUCUGGGAUGGUGGAAUGACUAUAAGGCUGCUCAUGUUCAUCCUGUUCGGGAUAAUGGUCUACGGGUCCUCCAUAAGUGGUGUAAACAUUCCUUUGGGUUUAUUAAACUUAACGUGGAUGCUGCUUUCAACAUGGACACAGGUUUGGCUGGGUUGGGUGGGAUCUUUCUGGAUCACGAAGGCUCUGUUGUGGGAGGUUUUCGUCACACUCUGGAGGUGGCUAACUCACCUAGGCAUGCGGAGCUGCUGGCUCUCAUUCACGGGGUGCAGUUAGCACUUGAUCACCAUCUUACCCCUUUGGUGGUAGAAUCUGACUGUAUGGAUUUAGUACAGGCUAUCCCGGGGUCGUCUCUAGACCACUCGGACCUGGGUUUCUUGUUAUCUGACUUGAGAGCCCUAUUGAUUGCGGCUCUGGGUGCAAGAGUUGGGUACGGUAAGCGGACGACCAAUUUAGUGGCUCAUUCUCUAGCGCAAGAGGCCAAAGAUGGCCAGUUUAGUGUGAAUUUCUUCACCAAUUGUCCUCCAAGUGUGGAGGCUUUUGUAUUCUCUGAUUGUAAUGAUUCCCCAUCAAUGAAUUAG
Molecule: messenger RNA, 1167 nt
Organism: Rosa chinensis
Lineage: Eukaryota; Viridiplantae; Streptophyta; Magnoliopsida; Rosales; Rosaceae
Exons: 2
Coding region: 1-1167 (388 amino acids)
Molecular function (GO): nucleic acid binding; RNA-DNA hybrid ribonuclease activity
Source: RefSeq, a predicted model, not a curated record